UCGCUCCACUCCUGGCGACGACGCUGAUUUCGUUUUCGGGCUGCUGGUAAAGUUUGUGCAAUUAUUCCACGCGUGCGAGCUGGUAAACAUUUGGGGCUCAGUGACAAAGCCAGUGGCAAAGGACUUAUCGGACUGAUCGCCUAGGAAGACACAGUGUGGCCCAGCAGCGGGUAUAAGGUUGCCUGUGUGCGCGUGAAUGUGUGCGAUGGUUCGUGCGACCUAAGUGAACCACCUCGCUCGUGCAAACGGGAGUAAUUCUAGUGAAGUGGUUCCGUGCGCUGCUGCAGGAAAGGGUACGGAGAGACAGGAAAGGCCAACCACCGUGUCAGGUGUCAGUCGGCAACAUAAAGACUGACAACAUUUUACAAAACUAAACAAUCCCACAACCGAAGGAAACGAAGGCAAUCUGCUGUGGGAACGUUUUGAAAGAUGAAUCGCACUGACGGGCUCGUGCGACGUGUAAAGGCACGCGACACCGAUGCGAACGGAGGAUCAUCCUCGUCCGCGGGUAAUCAUGCCGAUCAGGACGACAACAAACUGGACAAGGAGGACGAAAUGGAGGACUGCGAUUCCAAGGAAACGCGUCUCACGUUGAUGGAGGAGGUGCUGCUGUUGGGGUUGAAGGAUAAAGAGGGCUACACAUCAUUUUGGAACGAUUGCAUAUCGAGCGGAUUGCGCGGUUGUAUUCUGAUCGAACUGGGUCUCCGGGGACGUAUCGAGCUGGAGCGGGCCGGUAUGCGACGGAAGGGGUUGUGCACAAGGAAAAUCGUUCUAAAAUCCGACAAUCCGACCGGUGAGGCGCUGCUCGACGAGGCCUUGAAACAUAUUAAAGAAACGUACCCGUCUGAAACCAUUCAGAGCUGGAUCGAAUAUUUAAGCGGCGAAACGUGGAAUCCGCUAAAGAUACGCUAUCAGCUGAAAAACGUACGCGAACGGCUAGCAAAGAAUCUAGUUGAGAAGGGUGUACUAACAACGGAGAAACAAAAUUUUCUCCUCUUCGACAUGACGACACAUCCUCUAACUGAUAACGUUAUCAAGUGCCGGCUUGUAAAGAAGAUACAGGAUGCUGUCCUCACGAAAUGGGUAAAUGAUCCGCAGCGCAUCGGCAAACGAAUGUUGGCGCUUAUUCUGUUAGCGCAUGCAAGCGACGUCCUAGAGAAUGCCUUCGCACCGCUCAACGACGACGAUUACGAGCUCGCGAUGCGACGGGUGAGAGAGCUGCUUGAUCUGGACUUUGAGGCGGAAUCCGCCAAAUCGAACGCCAACGAAGUGAUUUGGGCCGUGUUUGCGGCCUUUACCAAGUAAGAUAAGAAACCAUGCCCAUUCUGCCCAACGCAAUAACCACCCGUGCUAGCGCCACCGGGAGAAGAGCGAGAAAAACUUAGUAGUCCGUGUCCUUGUGACCCAUUGGCAAGUGGCUACGUAUGUGAUGGUAACAAAAGGACAACGUUGUCCUUAUUCUACUGUUAAUCGAUCUCCGUUCAAUGCGAGUAGCAUGGGGAACGAAUUUCCCCCCUGGAAAGGAUGCAGGGAACAAGCAGCGCUCGGAACGGUUUGCUGGCAUGUUUGUUUAUCUCCGUUCUUCCCUUUGGAUGGUUUUUUUUACUUUAAAAGUGCGCUGUUUUACCCAACGCUCCUUGACGUGGCCGAUCGGUGGGACCACUAA
Messenger RNA from Anopheles nili, 1666 nucleotides. RefSeq names its product Golgi phosphoprotein 3 homolog sauron (gene sau). Gene Ontology annotation, molecular function: phosphatidylinositol-4-phosphate binding. Bases 430 to 1305 code for a protein of 291 amino acids. The record is from RefSeq and is a predicted model, not a curated record. Gene Ontology annotation, biological process: Golgi vesicle budding; Golgi organization; retrograde vesicle-mediated transport, Golgi to endoplasmic reticulum. Gene Ontology annotation, cellular component: cytosol; trans-Golgi network; Golgi cisterna. Lineage: Eukaryota; Metazoa; Arthropoda; Insecta; Diptera; Culicidae. The transcript is spliced from 4 exons.